Myxozyma melibiosi is the source of this 1406-nucleotide messenger RNA. RefSeq names its product WD40-repeat-containing domain protein. The transcript has 4 exons. The record is from RefSeq and is a predicted model, not a curated record. Bases 237 to 1268 code for a protein of 343 amino acids. Lineage: Eukaryota; Fungi; Ascomycota; Lipomycetes; Lipomycetales; Lipomycetaceae. Gene Ontology annotation, cellular component: Set1C/COMPASS complex. Gene Ontology annotation, molecular function: chromatin binding; protein binding.
CUAUUAUUCUACUGUAUAAUACUCAAUUACUUCUAACAAUACUCUCAAUAUCUUCUUCUUCUCUUCUUCUUCCUCUUCUUAUCAGUCUCGUGUGCUUUAUAUUCCUCCGCUCUCUCAACAUCACGUGAUCUUGUAAAUCCCCGAGCCGCUCUCUUCCUCAUCCAGCAUCUACACAUCCACAUCUACAUCUACACCUACAUCUACAUCUCUACGGAGAACAGGAACAGCAGCACAAGAUGUCGGCGGUUCCAAUAACAAGAGAAAUAAUAUCCAGCUUCCUGCCCUCAAAGUCCUUCUGGAACCACAAAGACGGCACAAAGAUCACGUCGAUUGAUUUCGACGACAGCGGAUCGAACCUGCUUUGUUGUGGAGAGGACGAGAGCUUGACUUUGUAUGAUGCAAAGACCGGCAGAUACAUGAAACCGCUCUACUCUAAAAAAUACGGCUGCCAUCUCGCCCGCUUCACCCACAGCUCCACAAACUGCAUCCACGCGUCCACAAAAGAAGACGACACGAUCCGCUACCUCUCCCUUCACGACAGCAGCUACAUCCGCUACUUCAAAGGCCACAAGCAAAAAGUCAUCGGCCUCGAAAUGUCCCCCUCCGACGACCGCUUCAUCUCCUCCUCCCUCGACGGCACCGUCAGAGUAUGGGACCUCAGCUCGCAAUACAGCCAAGGCAUGCUCACCAUCCCCUCGCCCGCCUUCGUCGCAUUCGACCCCGCCGGCGUCGUCUUUGCCGUCGGAUGCGAAGCCACCGCCGAAAUCCUGCUCUACGACAUGCGCAACUUUGACCGCGAACCAUUCGAAGUCUUCACCAUCGAGCCCCUCCGCCAGACCCACGCCGACUCCGCGGUCCCGACCCAAUGGUCCAAGAUCGAGUUCUCAAACGACGGCAAAACUAUCCUCAUCUCGACUAACGGACCGUCGCAUUUCCUCAUCGACGCGUUCACGGGACACACUCUCAUGCGCUUCACCGGCCAUCCUUCAGCUUUAUUCACGCCCCAGCGACAAUAUACUUCUUCCGGAAACACCUGUAUCUCCCCCGACGGCCGCUUCGUCUUCUCUGGCUCCCACGACAAAAAGGUAUACGUCUGGGACAUCCAAGCCCCUGUAAGAGACGGCGCGCAAAGACCGAUAAAAGUAUUCGACUCCCGGCACUCGAUCUCCAGCCUGGCCUUCAACCCACGCAACCUCAUGCUCGCCACUGCUGAUGAAGAGCUCUCAUUCUGGUUACCAGACCCAGCUACCAUCGAGAAAGCAAAAUAACAUGCAAUUCUUAUAACUUAGACUAUAGUGUACAAUAUCAAUUCUCAAUCCACAAAUGGUAUCAAAACACACACACACACAAAAUUCAUAACUCAUAACCUCUAUUCAUACACAAUCCCCUCCUCUCUCCCCCACGCC